CUACAAACAGAUAGGUUUGUCUGCUCGCUGAUAUUUUUGCAAGAAUGCCCAUGUAAUAUCGCCCUAUUUCUAUUGACUGUCCUGCCCGCGACGACACUUACAGAACUGUGGCUUUACUGACUACAUCGUGUUGCCAAGCAGUCAAUAACUGUCACGUCAGUCGUGGGUUGAUCGUCGCUGCGAGCAAGCAAAGACACUCUCGCCUGGGCCUCAUAGUUUACGACCCAUCGUGCAUUAGAUUAUCAUUUGAAAUUGCCAUCUCACUAAAUCACUGCUAAUAAGGCCUGUCAUUCUGAACUCGAGGACCUCGCCAUCAGCCGACAGCUAAGGAAAACGUCGACUCCGUGCGCGCGUAAUCGGAAGUCAGCGGGGGAAGUGUUCAAGUUAGAUCUGUCAACAAAACAAAAAAAACCUUCAUUCUGAGAAAAUAUCCGUGACGAUACGCUAUAGCAUUGUUACACAGAUCAUCAACAUUCUCGCCCUCUAAGAGAAGAAAAUAAGUACGCGAAUGGCAUCGACGACGGAAAAGCAAAGCGACAAUGGACCGAAAAUGGAAGGGAGUCAAGACCAGCUGAAGAAGGCAGGGACCAGAGGAUCAAGGGUUUUCAAGAAAAGCAGUCCCAAUGGCAAGAUUACUACAUACCUUGGUAAAAGAGACUUUGUUGAUCACCUUACACAUGUGGACCCAGUCGAUGGUGUUAUUUUGGUGGACCCUGAAUACUUGAAAGAUCGUAAAGUCUUUGCACAUGUGUUAGCAGCAUUUCGUUAUGGACGUGAGGAUUUAGACGUACUGGGGUUAACUUUCCGAAAGGACCUUUAUCUUGCGUCUAUGCAGGUCUAUCCCCCAAUCACAGAAGAACAGAAACCACUAACAAGACUACAAGAAAGACUGAUCAAGAAACUGGGGCCAAAUGCUCAUCCUUUUUACUUUGAGGUACCUAAGAAUUCUCCUUCAUCAGUAACACUACAGCCAGCCCCGGGUGACACUGGAAAACCUUGUGGUGUUGACUAUGAACUAAAGACUUAUGUGGCUGACUCUAUUGAUGAGAAACCCCACAAGCGUAAUUCAGUUCGCUUAGCCAUACGUAAGAUUACGUAUGCACCUUCAACACCCGGCCCGCAACCCAGCGUAGAAGCCAGUAAAGAAUUCAUGAUGAGUACUGCUCCCCUCCACCUCGAAUCAUCUUUGGAUAAAGAGAUGUAUUACCAUGGUGAAAGCAUUGCUGUGAAUGUACAGAUCACAAACAAUUCAAAUAAAACGGUGAAAAAGAUUCGGAUAUCUGUGCGGCAGUUUGCUGAUAUCUGUCUUUUUUCUACUGCUCAGUACAAAUGCCCUGUAGCUGUGCUGGAAACUGAAGAUGGAUUCCCUGUUGGACCAAGCCAGACACUAUCCAAAGUAUACUAUGUAACUCCUUUACUUGCCAAUAAUAGAGACAAGCGUGGAUUGGCACUAGAUGGCAAACUAAAACAUGAAGACACCAACCUAGCAUCAUCUACUAUCAUUACUGAUGAGUCUCAGAAAGAAAACCUUGGAAUUAUUGUGCAGUAUAAAGUGAAAGUGCGACUCAUUGUUGCAUAUGGAGGGGAUUUGGCUGUUGAACUGCCAUUUACACUGACCCAUCCUAAGCCACCAGAGAGCCCACCACCAAGCCGCCCAGAGAGUACACAACCUGGAAAUGAGGCUGAUAUCCCAGUUGAUACCAAUCUGAUUAGCUUUGACACUAAUGGUGAAGCCAACCAAUUCCCAGAUCGUGACGAUGAUUUCAUCUUUGAGGAGUUUGCUCGUCUACGAGUGAAGGGAGCAGAAGGAGAUGAGGCUGAAGCUUAAAAUGGAAUUAUCAUAAAUUAUAUCAUAAUUGUAGGCAUCAAAUCUUAAAUGUUUAAAAGAAAAAAAAAAUCAGGCAUCAUAUGUUUUACCGUCUUUACUGAAAAGUCGCACACGAUUGUAACUAUUGAUUUUAGUGAUAAAAAUAUGUUUUAAUUAUAAUAUCUAUUUUUUGGUGAUGGUUAUUAUGGUCACACAGCCUUAUUGUAGCGAAUUGAUAUACUCCCAAUAUACUAAUACCUUACUGAUACAAGCAAGGGAUGUGCAGAUAUCCAGGGGAGGGGGGGGCAUUUUUUUUUUAAAUCACUUCUGGAAGUGUUAAAUUAUCACACUUACGUUGCCAUGACAAUGCCUUUUUUAAAAGUGGCAAUUACAUAUAAAUAGAAUAUAUGUCAAAAUAUCAAAAUAUAUAACCUGCUCUUUUUAAUAUUCAUGUAGUGUUGAAAGUUGUCUGUGAAUUAAAUUAUGUGUAUGUUUCAAAAACAAUAAUUUAAAAAAAACCCUUACAUAUCUAUUCUUGUACUUUGUAGUUUUUAUUGUGUAUCUAUUUAAUUUAUAGUAGUGUUUGGAGUCAAGCCAAACAAAAAAAAUUAACUGAGCACACUGUUUUUUGGGGGGAUCACAUAUUCUACUAUAAAGAUGUAUUUGUAAUUUUUGUGUUAUAGAGAUUGUAUAUUUCAGUCACAUGACAGGUACUUCAAUGUAUGUACCUGUUUGCAUCCAAUUAUAUCACCACUAAGAUCUUUGUGAUCCUCAAUUAUAUGGAAUGUGUUGUCAUGGUUACAAGCCGAUUGGUUUCUUGGUAUCUUUGUACAUGCAUUCUCUGUUGGUGUUAAUAAGUGAGCUGUAUUGUGAUAGCUGCCAAAUGGGACCAUGCUGUAUGCUUUCCACAAAACUGCAAAUUACGAUCUUCACAAAACCCAUGCGUCUUUAGAGAAGGAAAUUUCUUCAGCAUAGUUGUGUUGAAACUUUAUUAAUACAUUUAAAAAAAAAAAAAAUUUAUUGUAGUUUUAAACACAACUUUAGUUGCACAUUCUUUCUUUUUUAAUUUUUUUCUUGUUGCCAAAAAUGUAUAUUUUACUAUACUUUUUAAGUGACUUUUUACAAUGAUUGUAUGUAUCUAGUGAUGCAUUGUAUGUACAUUUAGCUGCACCAUGACUGAGGCACACUUUGCCACAUAAUUACUUAUUGUUGGGGUUUGUUUACUGUUUAAUUAAGAAACAAGCAUAUUAUUUAUAAGCAGCUUUGUUAACUUUACAAGUCGUUCUGUGUUGAGAUCUGUACAUGUUUCGUGCUUGUAUUGAAAACUAGUUUAUCCAGUGAGCUAGUGUCUGUUUUCUGGAUGCAGUGGCAAUAGAUUCAAAAUACUUAAUAAUAAUGUUUCAAAUUUGUACAUAAAAAUCUCUAGUGUUAAGAUGAUCUAUGUACAUACAAAUAAAAGUGCCAUUUAGUGUGCUGCAAUAGCUGCUAAAUUAUCACAACACAUUUGGAAGUUCACAUUGUCCUCUAUCGACAGUUCCAGUAUUUACUCUGAUAUGACCAGCUAUACAACCUAUUGUUGAGUCAUACCAGUACAUUACAUGUAUUUGAUGGUUUCUAUUGUUCGCAGGUUACAAACAAUUAUGAAAUUGCCUUCAUUAACUGUAUGUCAAAGUUGAGUAGCUUGUAAAUGAAAAUUUCAGUUUGACAAGCAAUCGUUUCUUCAAAUCACAUGACUAUCACAUUGUGUCAGUAUUACUGUAUAUUGCAUACUGCUUUGAUAUGUCAUGGUUUUCUUGGAAUUUGCGUCAUAUUGUCUUUUGCCAAAAUUAUUUACCAUAUUUGUUUUAUUUUGCUUUUGGGUUUAUGUCUGCUUCUAUCAGAGCAAAUUCGGUAUAGUGGUUGUUGAGUUGUGUGAUCAGUCUAUUCAGAGUUCACCUACUCGCACUUAAAGUUUCACAGUCCUGUCAGAUUUGACAUUGGUUUCAUGGAACAUAACACCUUUACAAAUUAUAUUGUUGACAUCAAAUUGGAAUGUGCGAUUUAAUGUUUUUCGUUAUAUUGCCUUUUAAGCACUUGCCAACGAAAAGGUAUCCAAAACUGUGAAAUCUGAUAUUGUGUUGUAAAUAAUGUUUCUAGUGUCUUUUUAUUACAAAAUUGCCAACAUUUGUUUUGUUUUUUCUCAGAACCUUUUGCUAACGUGCUGUGCCACCAAUGUUUUUUGUUCUUUUUUUUUCACCAUGGAAAACUGAAUACUUUGUUGGAAAGAUUAAAUUAAACUUGUGCAGUGAGUUGAAGAUCAUGUUAAUGAUUAACAGAUUCCUUCAGGGGGACACAGGAAAUAUACAAAAAAGAGGGCAAUUGCUACAAUGUAGCAUUUGUAGUGGGUAUUUGUGUUCACUUAGUAAUGUACGUGUACAUGCACAUUGGUCACCAAUAAAAUUUCUUGUAACUAUA
Molecule: messenger RNA, 4261 nt
Organism: Saccoglossus kowalevskii
Lineage: Eukaryota; Metazoa; Hemichordata; Enteropneusta; Harrimaniidae
Gene: Arrb
Product: beta-arrestin
Biological process (GO): G protein-coupled receptor internalization; signal transduction
Cellular component (GO): cytoplasm
Molecular function (GO): G protein-coupled receptor binding
Source: RefSeq, marked provisional